AUAUGGCGAAAGCUGUCACAAUUGUUCUACUGGCUGCAAAGACAGAAGUUGCGAUAUAAAGACAGGCACAUGUUUAUGUUUACCAGCAUUUACGGGCUUCUACUGCAACAAAAGUUGUAGUUAUGGUACCUAUGGAGAUCGGUGUAUGGGACACUGUGGCGCAUGCCGCGGCGGAGAACCAUGUCAUCAUGUGACCGGAAGCUGCGUGAAUGGUUGUGCAGAGGGAAGGUACGGGGAUAAAUGUGUUGACGAAUGUCGGCCGGGGUAUUACGGUUAUGACUGUAACAGCACCUGCAGCGACACCUGUGUGACCCCGGGUCUGUGUAACAGAUACACAGGGAAGUGUCUGAGAGGGUGUCUGUCCGGAUACAAGGGAGAUAAAUGCGACUCAGAAUGUGAAAGUGGAAUGUAUGGGGACUCAUGUAACAUGUCGUGUGGCUUUUGUUUCCAUGGAGAUACUUGUCACCAUGUCAACGGUUCUUGUUUACGUGGUUGUAGUGAAGGUUACCAAGGAGAAUUAUGUGACGAUGUGUGUCCAUUCGGAAAAUAUGGGUUAUUAUGUGAGCAUGAAUGCAGUGUGUUAUGUCAGAAGCCACGUGAUUGUCACCACAUGACUGGCAUUUGUUUAAAUGGAUGCAGAGAGGGUUUUACUGGACCACAUUGUAUAGAAGAUGAAGGUCCAGUAUUUAGCACCGGAACCACGUAUAUUCUGAUAGGGAUCCUCAGCACUCUCCUUUUGAUGAACGUUGUCUGUGUUAUAGUGUUCAUUAUUCGAAGAUUUUCCCGCUCAAAAGACCCCAAAGCAGACAAAAGUGAGCCUAAAAAGACACUAAGGAUUGUAUAUGAGAACGAAAACUUCACAGAAAAAGAAAGCGGCAGUUCUUACCAGGAGUUGAAAUUGAAUUAAUUGU
Molecule: messenger RNA, 911 nt
Organism: Saccostrea cuccullata (small rock oyster)
Lineage: Eukaryota; Metazoa; Mollusca; Bivalvia; Ostreida; Ostreidae
Product: multiple epidermal growth factor-like domains protein 10
Exons: 7
Coding region: 146-907 (253 amino acids)
Molecular function (GO): scavenger receptor activity
Source: RefSeq, a predicted model, not a curated record